AAUGGCCUCAACCGCUAAAAAGGAACCAAACGACACCGUUUCAAACACAUUGCCGGAGACAGCACACUUUGAUGAUCAGCCGGAGAUAACCUUAUUCGAAUCCCCCGCCAAAGCAGAAGCAUCGGUCGAAAUCGCAGAAACGAAACCAAAUCUCAUCGGUUUACGACAAAAACUAGCUUCUGCAAAAAGGAUUCUCAGCCGUCGGUUGCCCAAGUCCUUCCACGGCGAUCGGACCACAAGAUUGUACCAUGUUUGGCCCGGAAACAACGUGUUUUUCUGUGGCGGCCGCCUCGUCUGUGGCCCGGAUCCGAGAGGACUGGUGCUUACGACAAUGGCGAUUGCUAUGUCGAGUUGGAGUUUCGCUGCUUAUGCUGCAAACGACGUCGUUUCAUUCGCCUAUUCUCCUAAGAUUAUAGGCUCUUUAAUCUUGACCUUUAUUGCUAUUGUCAAUUUGGGAAUGGUUAGUGCGACCGAUCCGGGGAUUCUUUCCCGGAGCGAUCAGACGCUAGUCGAAAGCGCGACCAAAUUAGGAGAUGAAGCGAGAGUUAAGUAUUGUGGGAUUUGCAAUAUAUAUGGACCACCACGAAGUCGGCAUUGUGAUGUUUGUGACAAUUGUGUUGAGAAAUUUGAUCACCAUUGCCCUUGGAUAGGCCAAUGUAUUGGUUUGAGAAACUACAGACUCUACGUCAUCUUUCUCUUCGUCGCAUUAGCUCUCUUUGCAUACAUAUUUGCAUUCUCCUUCCAAACCAUCCGACACAGAAUGUCUCAAAACAACGUCGUUUUGAUCGACUUAUUGAGAAAUUGCCCCGAGACUUUGGCGUUGGCGUCAUUCACGUUUGCCGCUACUUUGUUACUUGGUCUCCUUACCAGCUACAAUUUGUACCUUGUUGCAUCAAAUCAAACAGCGUAUGAGAAUUUUCAUCAGUAUUAUGCGUCGUCCCAAAAUCCAUAUGAUAAAGGAUUUCUGAGUAAUUUUAUGGAAGUAUUGUUUUGGUCAAUGCCACCUCCUAAGGUUGACUUCCGAGGAGAGGUAAAUAUUUAUGAUCAAGUUUGAUGAUAGAAUUAAUAUAUAUGGAG
Messenger RNA from Salvia hispanica, 1077 nucleotides. RefSeq names its product putative protein S-acyltransferase 1. Gene Ontology annotation, biological process: peptidyl-L-cysteine S-palmitoylation; protein targeting to membrane. Gene Ontology annotation, molecular function: protein-cysteine S-palmitoyltransferase activity. The record is from RefSeq and is a predicted model, not a curated record. Gene Ontology annotation, cellular component: Golgi apparatus; endoplasmic reticulum. NCBI's taxonomy places the organism in Eukaryota, Viridiplantae, Streptophyta, Magnoliopsida, Lamiales, Lamiaceae.